Archocentrus centrarchus (flier cichlid) is the source of this 1552-nucleotide messenger RNA. It is a transcript of the gene p3h4, whose product is annotated as prolyl 3-hydroxylase family member 4 (inactive). Gene Ontology annotation, biological process: peptidyl-lysine hydroxylation; collagen fibril organization. Gene Ontology annotation, cellular component: endoplasmic reticulum. Lineage: Eukaryota; Metazoa; Chordata; Actinopteri; Cichliformes; Cichlidae. Gene Ontology annotation, molecular function: collagen binding; protein binding. The coding region runs from base 112 to 1389 and encodes 425 amino acids. The transcript is spliced from 7 exons. The record is from RefSeq and is a predicted model, not a curated record.
ACAGGCCUCUCGCAGCCUACGUGCAGACAGACAUGAGCUAAAGUAAAGAAGGAGGUCUUCUGACCCAUUCAAACCACUGACAGACUGCUGUGGGAGCCUGUGGAGGUAAAGAUGCUCAUGACAAGCUUGUGCCUCAUCUUCUUCUUCAUUAUCUCUGGCCCGGUGGAUGCUCAGUAUGAGAAGUACAGCUUUAAAAGUUUCCCUCAGAAGGACAUCAUGCCGCUGGACUCCGCGUACAACUACGCGAUGGAGCAGUACGCGGCGAAGAACUGGGCAGAGAGCAUCAAGUACCUGGAGCUGAGCCUGCGGCUCCACCGGCUCCUGCGGGACAGCGAGGCUUUUUGCAGCCGCAACUGCAGCUCCGUCAGCCGGGAUAACGACACCCUGUUCGAGGACAACAGCCUCCGCCUCAUGCGCCACAUCCUGCUGAGAGCUGCGUGCCUUAAAAAGUGCAAGGCAGAUUUUCCAGUGUUUAAACUCACAUAUCCACGCAGGGAUUUACUGGAGACAUUCGAGAAAAGGAUACCGUAUCGGUACAUACAGUAUGCGUACUACCAGCUUAACAACCUGGAGAAGGCGGUCGCAGCGACUCACACCUUCCUGAAGAAGAACCCGAAUGAUCUCCUCUUAACCAAGAAUAUGAACUACUACAAGACGCUGUUUGACGUGGAGGAAUAUCUCAUCGACCACGAGGAGCAGCCAUAUGAAGGUGUUUUCUUGAAAAGCGUGACGCUCUACAACAGCGGAGACUUCAGCAGCAGUGCCAGAAACAUGGAGCAGGCCAUUACGCAGUACUUUGAAAUCUAUAACCUCUGCUUAGCAGGCUGCGAAGGCGCAUACGAGAUCCUGGAGUUCAAAGAUUUCUAUCCCAGCCUGGCAGAUCUCUAUAAAGAUGCGCUGAAAUGCAAAGUUAAAUGUGAGGAGAACCUGACGCCCAGCGUUGGAGGCUUCUUUGUGGAGAAGUUUGUAGCCACCAUGUAUCACUACCUCCAGUUUUCUUAUUAUAAAUUGAAUGACGUGAAGAACGCUGCUCCGUGUGCGGCCAGUUACAUGCUGUUUGACCCCAAAGACCAGGUGAUGCAGCAAAAUGUGGCGUAUUAUCGUUUCUACCGGGAGCAGUGGGGCCUCGAAGACAACGACUUUCAGCCUCGGCCUGAGGCCCUGAGGUACUUUAACCAGACGACCAAGCAGAAAGAAAUGCUGGAGUUUGCACUAAACUACCUGCAAACAGACGACGAGGAUGUUGUAGGUCCAGAAGAAAUGGCCGAAUCUCGCUCAGAGCAACCUGACAUUGAGUUUGAGGGACUGGGGGACUAUGAGGAGUCCUUCCUGGCUGAUUGGUGGCAAGAACCCAAAACUAAGUGGGACACUGGAGAAGCCAUCGACUGAUAUGUGUCUUCAUAUUUGAGCAGAACACUUUCACGUCCAACUCUGUCCCACCUCCCAUGAAAACAUGCCAAAAAAAUGCUCACCCACCUACAAGCAUCUAGAUUCCCAUCAGUAUUAUGCAGAAAAAGCACAAGCUGCACAUAACCCCCCCCCCCCCCCCCCC